AUGUGGCUGCUGAGUGCUUUCAUCCUGGCAGCUGUUUUUUCUUGCAGUUCUGCACAAGUCUUGCAGCAAACCCCCAUAUCCAUCACCAAGCCAGAAAGCAAAACGGUGCUAAUCAACUGUCACGUCUCCGAUACUGAUUUUGAUAAUGUUUUCAUUCACUGGUACCAACAGAGGCCCAGUGCAGCUCCCAAGCGCAUUGCCUACAUGUCCUCCAGGGUCUUCCUCGAAAACAAGUCCGAUGAGGGGAAGUUUAGCAUUGAGAAGGACGCUGCCAAAUCUGUCUGCACCCUGACAGUGAGCAAAGUAACUCUGCAAGACUCUGCUACCUACUACUGUGCUAGGUGGGAUGCACAGCAAGAGAAAGAAGAUGGACGAGCACAAGUGCUUCUGAAACAGAGUCCAAUAUCCAUUACCAAAGGGCUAAAUAAAACUGCAUGGAUUAAGUGUAAAGCCGAGGGCAUAUCUAACUUCCAGUCUGCAUAUAUACAUUGGUACCGACAUAUACCUUCCAAAGCUCCCGAACGGAUUCUGUUUAUUGGAGGAGGACAAGCUACUUAUGAUGACAGCUCCUAUAGGAAUAAGUAUUCUGCUUCGAAGACCAGAGAAAACAUCUGUGCUUUCUCAGUCAAUGACAUCGACUCCAAUGAUGAAGGUUUAACAUGCACAGGCAGCAUGUUGCUUCUUCCAGUCCUUCUUGCAACUUCGUUUUGGUCCUGUGGAGAUGGACAGGCAGUGCCAGUGCAAACCCCAAAGCUGCGGAGGCAGGUGAAGGGCAGCUCUGCCCGCAUGGAGUGCGUAGUGAGCACCAAUGCCAUCAUGCACUGGUACAAGCAUCUUUCCGGAGAGCCACCAAAAAGGAUACUGUACAUGUUGGGACAGUCACCUGUUUUUGAUGACAGUGGUGAUAGAAGAAGAUUUCAAGCUUGGAAACAUGCUACUGAGCCCCGUUAUGUCCUCACGAUAGACUAUUUAACCUCGAGGGAUUCUGGCACUUACUACUGUGCCUAUUGGGUUUAUCAAGGCACCACAGCAUUAGGCGGUGGAAUAUACCACUGUGUGUUCGAAAAGGUAUUUGGUUCUGGCACAAAACUCAUCGUCUCCAGCAAAGCAAGUUCUCAACCGGCACACUCUGAAAUCCUGCAGAAAAAACAUGAAAAUGAGACAACAUAUGUUUGCCUUAUUGAGAAAUUCUACCCAGAAGUUAUUCGGGUGACAUGGACCGAUGAAGCACAUAAGGAGGUAACAGACAACGUAGUACAAGGAGACCUUUGGAAGGCCACAGAAGAGGGUGAAUACUCAAUCAGCACCUGGUUAACUGUAUCAGCAGCAAACAAAGACAAGAACUAUCACUGCAAAUACGAGCAUGAAAGCAAUGAGCAUUCACUGCAAACACAAGAAUUUAACAAGCCGCCUUCUCAGGAAGAGGACUGCAGCACAUAUCCUGGGAACAGCACAGUUUUUAACAGAGAUCACUUAAUGCACAGGACAGCAUAUUUAGUGUACAUUGUCCUUCUUCUGAAGAGCUUCAUAUACUAUCUAAUCGUACUCUUCUUCAUCUACAGAAGGUGGGCUCCAACCAAGCAUGAAGGAAAGAAAGCAUAA
Messenger RNA from Haliaeetus leucocephalus (bald eagle), 1602 nucleotides. RefSeq lists its product as uncharacterized. The transcript is spliced from 10 exons. NCBI's taxonomy places the organism in Eukaryota, Metazoa, Chordata, Aves, Accipitriformes, Accipitridae. Bases 1 to 1602 code for a protein of 533 amino acids. The record is from RefSeq and is a predicted model, not a curated record.